Messenger RNA from Candoia aspera, 225 nucleotides. RefSeq names its product protein FAM240B-like. NCBI's taxonomy places the organism in Eukaryota, Metazoa, Chordata, Lepidosauria, Squamata, Candoiidae. The transcript is spliced from 2 exons. The record is from RefSeq and is a predicted model, not a curated record. The coding region runs from base 1 to 225 and encodes 74 amino acids.
AUGAACAGUCAAUAUUUUCGCUAUGAAGUCCUUGCCUGUGAGACUGGUGAGCUGAAAAUCUUCUGGGAAAAGACCAUUGAGAAGCAAACGCAGCAUUCCAAAGCAGAGAAAGACCGUCUGCAGAGAAGUGCAUUAACCAAACUCAGAAAUGAAUGGACAGCAAUGCUGGAAAAAAGACUAAAAAUGCUCAAAGAACAUGAUGGGAAAAAAGAAGUCCCUCAAUGA